GUUAGAUCGACCCUGUCUAGUCUGUCUGUCUCUCUAUCUGUUUGUCUGCCCUGAAUGCAACCAUGCCUGGACUACUAUCAGCGGUGACCCUGCUAGGCGCAGGCACGCAGGGGACCCGACUUGCUUUUAUGUGGUCGCGUCUAGGAAAACCGGUCUACCUGGUCGACAAGAACCCAGCGCAGUUGACGCAAGCAAAGCGGGAAAUCGAUGUCCUGAGGAAAUCCGCCGUCGCGGGGCCGCCGUCACAAUGGGGGGAUAUUAUCUGUGCGCCGGCAAAUGAGCUUUCUACUUCGGUGGCGAAGUCGUGGCUGGUUGUUGAGUGCGUCCCUGAAUCACUGGGUCUUAAGCGCUCGAUCCUGCAGCAACUCGGAGAUCGCGCCGGUCCGGAUACCAUCAUCGCGUCCAACUCCAGUAGCUAUGAUAUUGUGGAGAUCAUGCGCGGGCUGGAGGUGAAUCAUCCGGAAAAUUUCGUGAGUUUACAUUCUUACUGGCCGCCAGAAACACCGGCCAUCGAAAUCAUGGGCUCGACCCAAACCCCCAGCGAGACUAUCUCUCUCCUGAUGCAGCAAACAAAAGCCCACGGGUUUGACCCAUUCCAUGUCAAGCGCCCUUCAACGGGAUAUAUCUACAACCGAAUCUGGGCCGCCAUCAAACGAGAAUCCCUCCUCACCUUAUCCGAAGGCGUCGCCACGCCGGCCGAAAUCGACGGCAUCUUCAAGUCCGUGCUGAAGACGCCCAAGGGGCCCUGCGAGCAGAUGGAUGUCGUCGGUCUGGAUGUGGUCCUGGAUAUCGAGAAGCAUUAUGCGGAGCUGCGGCCCGGGCUGCCGGAGGAGCCGAGGAAGUUGCUACAGGAGAUGAUUAGGAAGGGGCAGUUGGGGGUAAAGUCGGGGACGGGGUUCUUUGAGCAUGGGGAUGGUGGGAAGCGGGAGUAG
Molecule: messenger RNA, 932 nt
Organism: Aspergillus heteromorphus CBS 117.55
Lineage: Eukaryota; Fungi; Ascomycota; Eurotiomycetes; Eurotiales; Aspergillaceae
Product: 3-hydroxyacyl-CoA dehydrogenase family protein
Exons: 6
Coding region: 63-932 (289 amino acids)
Biological process (GO): fatty acid metabolic process
Molecular function (GO): NAD+ binding; oxidoreductase activity, acting on the CH-OH group of donors, NAD or NADP as acceptor
Source: RefSeq, a predicted model, not a curated record